CCUCCGUGUCACGUGACACGGUGAGAGAUGGCCGGCUGGAGGCGGCUGCUGCGGCUGCUGCGGCUCGUCUCUGCGGCCUGGGUCCUGCUGCUGCCCCGCGGGGCCCCGCGGGCCGGGCUGGCCCGGGCCGAGGACCUGGACAGCUGCGCCCACCUGAGACUGGGACAAUAUCUCUGCAAAGAUCCCAAGAUCGAUGAAUUCACUCAGGAACCAGAGAACUGCAGGGACACAACGGCGUGGGUGGAGUGUCGGCCUGCUCCCAACAUCAGCUGUCGACUCCCCAACGGUUCAGAGUUCAAGUUCAGCGGAGAUGAGGUCGGCUUCAACAAGACUAUCCCCUGCAGGAACGUGAGCGGUUAUUCCUAUAAAGUGGCGGUGGCGCUGUCUCUGUUUCUGGGCUGGCUGGGAGCUGACCGCUUCUACCUGGGAUACCCCGCCCUCGGACUGCUGAAGUUCUGCACCGUUGGGUUCUGCGGAAUCGGGACACUGAUUGACUUCAUAUUGAUUGCCAUGCAGAUCGUGGGUCCAGCAGAUGGAUCCAACUAUAUUGUGGAUUAUUACGGCGCCCGACUGACCCGACUGUCCAUCACCAAUGAGACGUUCAGGAAGCCACACCUGUCUCUGUGAAAUCACCUGGACACGCCCACAAACCCUUCAGUAAACACAGAGCUAACACCCCUGACUUUAGCCAAGUCAUGAACAAUGUGGAUGAAGACACAAAAUCAUCAAUCCGAGGAGUUUAAAGGUUCAUUCCAACAGUCCAGGACUCUCAGCCCUUCAUACGAAUGUUUGUGUUGCAGAUGGUAAAUCCAUCCAGACUCCAACAGACUUUGUUCUGUUUGUUAUAUAUUUUACUGUAUUGCUGCUGUUUUUGUCUUUAAUUUAUUUAAUGACUUUGUUUUAUGUAACUCCAUGAAGACUUUGUAAAUAAAGCUUUUGUUAAUGUA
Messenger RNA from Cololabis saira (Pacific saury), 947 nucleotides. It is a transcript of the gene tm2d1, whose product is annotated as TM2 domain containing 1. The transcript has 7 exons. Lineage: Eukaryota; Metazoa; Chordata; Actinopteri; Beloniformes; Belonidae. Bases 28 to 627 code for a protein of 199 amino acids. The record is from RefSeq and is a predicted model, not a curated record.